AUGACGACUUCAGCACUGCGUCGGCAGGUGAAGAACAUCGUACACAACUACUCAGAGGCCGAAAUCAAGGUGCGUGAGGCCACCUCCAAUGACCCCUGGGGUCCGUCUAGUUCUCUGAUGUCGGAGAUCGCCGACUUGACCUUCAGUGUGGUGGCCUUCUCGGAGGUCAUGAGCAUGGUCUGGAAACGCCUCAACGACCACGGCAAGAACUGGAGACAUGUCUACAAGGCCCUCACAUUACUGGACUACCUGGCGAAGACAGGAUCUGAGCGCGUCGCCCAGCAGUGUCGGGAGAACGCCUUCACCAUCCAAACACUUCGAGACUUCCAGUACGUGGACAGAGACGGGAGAGAUCAGGGACUCAACGUACGGGAGAAGGCCAGACAGCUAGCUGCACUGCUCAGGGAUGAGGAGCGGUUGAAGCAGGAGAGAGCCCAGGCCCUGAAGACAAAAGAGCGCAUGGCAGGGGGAGGCAGUGGUGGCAUGGGCGCGGUACCUCCAGCCUACCCCGGCAGGCGGAGCAGCCAGCCCAGUAUGGCGGCACUCUACGGGGAGGAGUUCAGCCGAUCCAGAGGCUCACCCUCAUCAUUCAACUCGUCCUCCUCUUCUCCGCGGGCGUCUGAUCUGGAGCAGACGCGUCCCCAGACCAGCGGGGAGGAGGAGCUGCAGCUUCAGCUAGCGUUGGCUAUGAGCCGGCAGGAGAGCCACAAGCCAGGCCCUAUACCUGUUGUUGCUACGGCAACAGAUGAUGACGUGAUGCUUCAGAUUGCUCUGAGUUUGAGUAAGGAGGAACACAACCAGGAACAGCGCAACCGCCAGGGAGAUGAGAUGGUCCUUCAGAAAGCACCGGAAAAAAACAGAAGAGGCAGCGAACCAGUAACAGGCGAGUCGGCCAUGCGUGACCUGGUGGACAUAUUUGGACCGGUGACUGAGGCCCCAGAGGCGCCCCCUAGUGAGGAUCCCUGGGACACGCAGCCCUCAUGCCCCCUCAACUCAGACCCCUGGGAGUCUGUAGCGGUGGUCAACUCCAGCACUCCAGUGAUGGGAAGCCCCUGGAGUGCCCGCCCCUCAUCCAGUAGCCCCUCCCACCCCUGGGGUCGCAAACAAUCAGCCUCCGACCCUUGGGAAGCAGCGCCCACGGAAAGCAGCCCCAAGGCUGUCAAUCACGCAUGGAGAAGCCCGACUAAGAACGGUGAUCCGUUCUCUGUACAGGAAGAGGAGGAGCCUAAGGAGGAAGUGGAAGGAUUUAAAGAGGAAGAGGAGGGGCUUCCAAACCUCUUCAGCCCUCGUGCUGUUAGUCCAGCAGGCUCCUGUGCCACUUCGCCGAUCCUGAUUAGUCAGUCGGGACACGCCUCUCCCCGCCCAUGUCGCACCCCUGAGGCCUUCCUGGGCGCCACUGCUGCCUCAUUGGUCAACCUGGAAACCCUCAUACCCGCCAACCCGCCCACAACCAGCAACAACCCCUUCCUGGCCGCUCUCAGCACUCCUUCCCCCACCAAUCCCUUCCACUGUGGUGAGCCGCGUCUCACCCUGAACCAGCUUCGACCCGGCUCCACCUCGCCUCUACCUCCCCCCACACCCUCCUCUUCCUCCGCCCUGCCCUACAGCGCCUCUUUGCCCCUGCCUGUGCCCCGCCACGCGGCCGCUGCCCCCACCCUGCCCUCCUCCUACACCCAGUUGCCCCCUCAGGGGCAGGGCGGCCUCCUGGACCUGCCCUCUAACCUGCCCCAGCCUCUGUUGCCCCUCUCCACCUCCCCUGCCCCUCUGCACAGUCAGCAGCCACAACACCUGCACCAUCACCAUCACCAACAACAGCAGCAGCAAUUCCAUCACCAGCAACAGCAACAACAACAGCAGCAGCAGCAGCAGCAGCAUCCAUUCCAUCACCAACAGCAACCGCAUCAGCAGCAGCAUCAGCAUCAGCAUCAGCAUCACUACCAGCAGCAUCCGCAUCAGCACCAGUACCAGGUGCCGCUACACCACCAGCGCUACUCCCCCCAGCCUCGCCAUGUCCUGCAGCCCCAGAGCCACAGCCACAAUCCCUUCCUGUGA
Molecule: messenger RNA, 2052 nt
Organism: Engraulis encrasicolus (European anchovy)
Lineage: Eukaryota; Metazoa; Chordata; Actinopteri; Clupeiformes; Engraulidae
Gene: epn3b
Product: epsin 3b
Exons: 14
Coding region: 1-2052 (683 amino acids)
Biological process (GO): endocytosis
Cellular component (GO): endosome; plasma membrane; clathrin vesicle coat
Molecular function (GO): clathrin binding; phospholipid binding
Source: RefSeq, a predicted model, not a curated record